AUGACUCACUUUCGGUUAUGUGUCCCCCUCCUUCCUGUCCCCUCCAGUCUGAACCCAUACAGCUAUGAUGAGAGCUGUGUGUCCAGCAGCGUUGACCACCUGCCCCUGGCUGCCCUCCCGCUCCUCGCCAUCGCUGCGCCACACUACCAGGACGCCGUGGCAACCCUCAUCACCCGUGCCAACCAGGUCUACCACAGCUUCCUCGCGUCCCAGGACGGACAGGGCUUCACCGGACAGGUAAGUCCGUCCUCUAAAGUGUCCCUCCAGACAGGGCUUCACUGGCCAGGUGGGUCCGUCCUCUAAAGUGUCCCCCCAUAUAAGGCUUCACUGGCCAGGUGGGUCCGUCCUCUAAAGUGUCCCCCCAUAUAGGGCUUCACUGGCCAGGUGGGUCCAUCCUCUAAAGUGGCCCCCAUAAAGGGCUUUACUGUCCAAGUGGGUCCAUCCUCUAAAGUGUCCCCCUGGCUCCCACAGGGUCACAUUGACUGACUGGAGAUGAAUCCUACUGUAAGGAACGAGGGAGGAGAAGAGGAGAGUGUUCCCUUUAAUCUCUCAUGCCAAAUCCAAUAAUGUGCUGCAGUCCGUUUAAUGGAAGCCAAUGAUUUCCAGAGGAAGUGAUGAUUGGGAUAGAGAUGGCUGGGUAAUCCUCUGUGUUCACUGUGGGGACUAAUGUCGCCAGAGGCCUGCAGCUUUAACAUGCUGUCUGCAGACCCCAUUAACUCUCACACACCUGUGGACAAUGCCCUCUUUGAUAAGGACCUGUUCUAAUUAAGCGCUGUAAUUUUCAAGAGCACAUUAUUGGCAAAACCAUACAAUGUAUAAACUCUAUUAUAUUGAACUUCCUCUCCUUGCAUAACUUUGACAAGAUUUGUGGUCAUAUCGCAAUUCCAAGUCAGGAAGCCAAGUACAAUGGUGGCACGUCAAACCAAUUAAGGAGAAAUAUGUUGUUCCCUCAGACUGAGUCAGUCCUAAUGAAGUGUGCUAUUGACAUUCAGAUUCGACUGUGGAUCUGAACAGGCACAGGGCCCAAAUCUGGCUGCUUGGCUGCCAACAUUGAUUGAGUGGAGCGAGGGUUUCUAAAACGGUGUGUGUGUGUGCGUCUGUGCGUGCAUGUGUGUGUGUGUGUUGACGUCCAGGUGUGUGUGAUGGGCGACUGUGUGGGAGGUGUGCUGUGCUUCGAUGCCCUGUGUUUCAGCAGCAGCAGUAGUAGCAGCCAGAGGCAGCACAGCAGCCACAGCAGCAGCAGGAACAACAGCACUGAGAGCCUCAAGGUAGGAGCAUGACACAUUACAACUCAAUCAACAUGCUCUCUAACAUGUUCUGUAAAACUGCACUUUUUGAUGCCCCUAAGAUAAUUUUGAAUUGAGGCAUUACAAUUUCAGUUUGUGCUUUCAACUUUCUCCCCAUGGCGUGUAGCUAGAAUUGUGUAAGAUCUUCUCUGUUCAGACAGCUUUCCUCUCAGACAAUCUCUCCUACCCUAUGCUAUCCAGGCCAAGACCUUGAAAUGACUCGGUGUCCUCUCUCUCCGUCCUAAGCUGGCCUGUCUUUUCCUGUUUGUUUGCACCCAGUUACCACUGCAUGAUCGCCUGGGCUGCUCUCUCUGUCCGAACCUCUCCCCCCUCUCCCGCUCCCUCUCCCUCUUCCCCUUGCUCUCUCUCUCUCUCUCUCUCUCUCUCUCUCUCUCUCUAUUCCUUUCUCUCUCUCUCUAUUUCUCACUCUCUCUAUUCUUCUCUGUCUGUUCUCAUAGUUCCCCUCUCUCUCUCUAACCUCAAAUAUACUUUUCCCACUACUACUCUCUCAAACAUAAAACAGGAUCAAUCUCUCUCUGUAGUUAGCAGACGUGGGUUCAAAUACUUUUUAGGGUAUUUCAAUUACUUUCAGAGUCAUUUAAAAGAAAGUACUUGAAUAUUAGAAUGUAUUUGGAAAUACACAUGGAACGUAUUGGUAUGUAUUUGAAAAAUACUGAAAUACACAGACAAGUGUAUUUUCAAAUACAAAUAUUUAAAUACUCCAUGCAUUUAAACCCGAGUCUGUUUGGUCCUAGGGGUAUUUGAAAUAAUGUAUUUGGGAACAAGUAUUUUAACAUACUGUAGUUUGAAAUUAUAGGCUAUUUAUAGGAAAUUAUUUGAAAAUACUUUCAAAUACUUCAAAUAGAAUAGUUGAUUCGGCCAUAUUAUUUGAAAAAUACUCAUACACAGAAAAUAAGUAUUUCAAAUACAAAUACUCAAAUGCACCCAGGUCUGGUAGCUAGCCAGCUUGGAUUAGCAAUGAGCUGCUUAUUUUUGUACAGUUAUGGUAUUUGAGUGUGAGUGAACCGUAAAGGCUUGUGUCCCACGCUCUCUUCCUCCCACACAGGAUAACCAUGAGGACAGCCCCUGUCACAGCCCCAGCCUGGGCCUCAGCUCCAGUAAGAGGCUGAGUAAGAGCAACAUUGAUAUCUCGGCCCUGCCCAGCGAUGAACACAGCCAGGGCAGACAGCCCCUCAUCAGGAAACAGAGCGACUCGUAUGAUGGAGAUACAUCUACUGGACAACACAGCUUCUUCAGCAGGUACUGUAAACAGAGAACAGUACCCUGAUGGAAGCUAACCCUUAUCACAGCCCUAACCCUAGCUUCAUGUCCACACCCCAGUUCAACCCUAACCCUAGCCUUAACCAUAACCCUAACCCUAGCUUCAUGUCCAUACCCGGUUCAAACAUAACCCUAGCCAUAAGCCUAACCCUAGCUUCAUGUCCACACCCCGGGCUCAACCCUAACUCUAAUUUCAAUUUCUAUUGUCCUCCAAAAGUGUGGGCAAUACCUCCAAGAGUGCAAUUCAUGCAUCGUGGUUGGAUUAUGAGGAGGUAGUAAGUAUACUUUUCCCUUUCCUCAUACCAGUGAUAGACACAGUGGGGAUUAUUCUGCCUUUUACCUCUCUUGGCAAGGACUCUGUUGACAUUCCGAUUCAAUGAAGAUAUAUUUUAAAUACUGUAGAUACUCAGACUUAGGGAAAAUCCCAUAAGAGUAUACUCCUACCAUCACAUUCUUGGCCUAUACCACUGUCAUUAGAUUCAUAUCUGAAUAUAUUUUUAAUGAUCACGCAGUUCUAUACCCAAUGUUUAUUCCAGACAUUUCUAUUGACAUUUUUAAUGAUGUGUGUAUAAGUGCACGUCCAUCCCAUCUAUGUUCUUUGUGGUGUGAUGGGAUAACCCAGAAGUACUGUAGCUAUCUGGCCCUUAGCCAGGUUGUCAUGGGAUGGUCUAUCUCUAAGUGUGUCACUCUGCAAUGUGUCCCUUUCUGCCUGCCUUUCUGCCUGUCUACCUGCCUGCUUGCCUGCUUGUCUGCUUUUCUGCCUACCUGUUUGUCUGCCGUCCUGCCUGCCAUUCUGCCUGCCUGUCUUUCUGUCUGUCUAUCUAUGUGCCUGCCUGCCUGCCUGUGUGUCUACCUGCCUGCCUGCUCUGGGAUAUAAAUAGCCUAUUUGUGGCAGUGCCAGUGUGCAUAGGACACUGACUACUGCAGGUGAAUGUAGCUAUAGCUGGGUGGAUGGGGAGCUCUCAGCUCCCUACGAUGCUACCAAUUAACCAGCACCAAGCAACCAGUGUUCCCAUUCCAAAUCACAUGCUCCAGUGAGGCCCACGUCAGCAUAGUCACAGUCAUAGAAAUAGCAUUUUAUUUAAAUGGCUACAGUAGCCAGAUCCCUGGCAACCUAGGCUGCAUCCUAAAUGGCAUCCUAUUCCCUAUUUAGUACACUACUCGUGGGGCUCUGGUCAAAAGUAAUGCACUAUAUGGGUAAUACGAUGCCAUUUGGGACUCAGCACUACUCUCUCAGAGAUUUGACUUGUUCACACUGAUUCCGUAGCGUGUCCAUGGUGACGCACCUCUUAUCGUCUUCUCCCCCUGCUUGUUAUUCUCUUCAAUAAAACCCCAGUCAGCUCAGCAGUGUGGAGGAGGGAGGAGGAGGAGGAUGAAAGUUCCCCCCGGCCCUUCCCACAGGGCAUCACCGCCCGGUCACAGGGAGGGCUCUGCUCUGGCUCAGUUUAGGUUAUUAUUAGAGCUGUGAUUCCCAGGCAUCAGCCCACACAUCAGGAGCCUCUGGGAAGACUGCCUAUCUCCGGGUCACCUGCGUGUCAGGAGCUUCCUUUUCCACCUCAACCAGGGAAUUUCCCAGUAGGUACUCUGCUAACAACAAAAGCCUUUUCUCCUUCCUCUGUUGGAGUCGUGAUCGGACAGAGAGUUUCUCUCUCUCCUUGUCUCUCUCUCUCUCUCAUCAAAAACAAAGGACAUGGUGAUUGACUUUCGAAGGAACACGACCAUGCACACACCAUCACUGAUAAAAGGUGAGCCCAUCGAAAUAGUGGAGGAGUGCAAAUACCUUGGGCUAGUCAUUGACAACAAACUGUCCUGGGAUCAGUGUACUGACGCUAUUUUUAAGAAAGGCCAACAGAGACUGUAUUUCCUACGGAAACUGCACUUUUGUAUGUUAAUCUAACCAUCAUGGUUCUCAUUCAUUGAGCGCAUUCUGUCCUACUGUUUGACCUACUGGUUUGGGAAUAUGAAGGUUGCACAGAAAAAUAGGUUGGGCAGGAUAGUCAGGACUUGCGGAAAAAUUGUGGGGCAGCAACAGCAAGAACUGUCAUCUCUGUACCUGGGCAGAGCCCUCCAGAAGUCGAAUAAAAUAGGGGUUGACUCUUCCCACCCAUUCCACUUCGAAUUCCAGCUCCUUCCCUCUGGCCGCAGGUACAGACUACCUAAGGUUAAAAAAAAAUAGGGCCAAGUACUCUUUUAUUCCGAAUACAAUUCUGCAUCUUUACAAAGUGUUGGACUAAUUGCAAUUUACCACUUGCACUACGAAAUUGCAUUUACCCUGCCUACUGCCUUGUAAAUAUCCUUUGCUAUUAGUUUUUUCCUUUUUUAUAUGUGAUAUGUUCUAUGACUGCUGCAAAAUGAAUUGCCUCUCUGAGGACAUUAACGUUUUCUGAAUCUGAAUCUCUCUCUCGCUCUUUCCUUCACUCUCUCAUUCUAACUCUAUCUCUCUCUUGGCCAAUGAGACGACAGCCUGUGUCGUUCAGACCCCAGCAGAAAGAGGUGGAUUAAUGGAGGGCAGGAAAGGAGGUCAGAAGUUAGAGCAAGUGAGAGAGGCAGGCAGUGGGAAGACGAAAGACAAAGAGAGCAGCCGGCAAUCCAAGGCGGAUUGAUUUUCCAUCUUAGGCUGGCCACAUACCAUAAUCCUUCUCUCCAUGCUGGCCUUAGUGGUGGAAGUGUUAGUUUUGGUUGGGCUGGAGGGUCAAGAGGUCUUCUACAACUUCAGGGUCUGUAGAGUUAUAGCCAGGCAGUAGGUUUAAGGCCAGCUUGGCUGUUUAAACAUCCGCAAGCCCCAUCCGUCUCUCUGCUCUACCAGGGAGAGAGAGGAGAGCUUUUCAGACUGAGUCAGAAUGGGCUAGGGCCUUACUAAAGCCCCAGUCUCCUCUCCCAGAUAACAUGCUUACCACACACAUGUUCAACCAACCUGUUAUUUUACCUGCCCACUCAGGACACACACAGUGGACUGAGUAGUCAAAAUCCAUUAUACUGAGUGAUUGAGAUGCAGGCUUGUAUUUCAAUUCGAGUCAGCCUCCCUCGCCUCUCUCUUUCUGUUUUUCUACAGGGAUUGCAACAUUUGUAGAUUUGGUUUGUCAUUUUUCUCUCUCUCUACCUCCCUCUUCUCUUUCACCUCCCUCUCUCCUUCCAUCCAUCCCUCUGCACCUCCCUCUCUCCUUCCCCUUCUCCCAGUCUGAUGCAGGAGGGGGUGGACCUGCGUCCCGGCAGCAGCAGUAGUCUGAUUUUGAACCCAGGGAGGUUUGACUUUGAGGUUUCCGAAUGUUUCCUGCUGGGCUGUCCACUGGGCCUGGUGCUGGCCAUGAGACGCACCGUACUGCCUGCUGUCCAGGGUAGAUGUUGUUAGAGAAACACACACACUUCUCACACACCUCUGUGUCUAGGCAGUCCCUGAUGCAACACCUUCCCCACAAUGUUUAGCUACCUCUCUGAUGGACCAGAUCGAUCUUCAUACUUAUUUUGCUUGAAAAGUCCACUACUUCAUAAUUGUACUACAUACAGCAGAUGCAGCUUUUUAAAGCCUUUCUAGACUACAAAUAUAUGUAGAGGGCUACCUUUCCCACACAUCACAUUACACAUUUUGUACACACAAGCCUUAUAAUUUAUGAGUUCACAAGCGCUCCCUAAUCUCUGCUGUCUGCUGUCGUGUCUCUCAGUGAGUCAACUCCGUCCUGCCUGCACCCAGAUCUUCAACCUGUUUUAUCCCUCGGACCCCUCUGCCUCCAGACUAGAGCCCCUGCUGGAGCCCCUCUUCCACAAGCUGCCCCCCUUCCCCAUGCCGCGCUACCAGCGCUACCCCCUGGGAGAAGGACGCUCCACACUCAUA
This is a messenger RNA of Coregonus sp. 'balchen', 6396 nucleotides long. Lineage: Eukaryota; Metazoa; Chordata; Actinopteri; Salmoniformes; Salmonidae. The record is from the annotation of a GenBank genome assembly.